AGAAAUAAAUAUUCAUCUUAAAAUAGAAGGCCUGUGUAUUUUAUUGUCGGCUUCCAAAAAUUACUAACUUCUAUCUGUAACUUUAAAAUUGAACUGCCUUGGCUAUCCUGCUGUUCCUAUAGCUGCUUCCAUUAUUGCCUUCUUCAAAGAACACUCAAAACCCAAAGAAUAACAAAAGACAAACACCAUUUUUAGAAGUCUUUCCACAAUGAAACUUAAGCUAGAUGUGCUUACCAUUACUUUGUUCCCUAUCCACUUGUUAAUAUACAUAUACAGUGCCCUUAUAUUUAUUCCAUGGUAUUUUUUUACCAAUGCCAAGAAGAAAAGCACUAUGGCAAAACGAAUAAAAGCUAAACCCACCUCAAACACACCCGGAAGUCCAUAUCGCUCUGUCACCCACUUCGACUCACUAGCAGUGAUCGACAUCCCUGGAGCAGACACCCUGGACAAAUUGUUCGAUCAUGCGGUAGCUAAGUUUGGGAAGAAGGAAUGCCUUGGGACCAGGGAGCUGUUAAGUGAAGAAAAUGAAAUGCAACCAAAUGGAAAAGUGUUUAAAAAGUUAAUCCUAGGAAACUAUAAAUGGAUGAACUAUGUCGAAGUGAACCAGAGAGUGAAUAAUUUUGGCAACGGACUUACUGCAUUAGGCCUGAAACCAAAGAGCACAAUUGCCAUCUUCUGUGAGACCAGGGCAGAAUGGAUGGUUGCAGCACAGACCUGUUUUAAGUAUAACUUUCCUCUUGUAACUCUAUAUGCAACCCUUGGCAAAGAGGCCGUAAUCCACGGGCUGAACGAAUCUGAAGCAUCCUAUCUGAUAACUAGUGGUGAACUUCUAGAAAGUAAGCUUAAGACUGCACUAGUCGACAUCAUCUGUGUUCAGCAUAUCAUCUAUGUGGGCAAUAAAACGAUUGAUAAAUCAGAAUACCCUAAAGGAUUUGAAAUUCACAGCAUGCAUUCUGUGGAAGAAUUGGGAUCCAAGUCUGAAAAUGCAAACAUUCUUCCCAGUAGACCGUCUCCUUCUGACCUGGCUAUCGUCAUGUAUACCAGCGGCUCCACAGGCAGACCUAAAGGAGUGAUGAUGCAUCACAGUAACUUGAUAGCUGGAAUGACAGGCCAGUGUGAGAGAAUUCCUGGACUUGGACCAAAGGACACCUACAUUGGCUACUUGCCUUUGGCUCACGUGUUAGAACUGACAGCAGAAAUAUCGUGCUUUACCUAUGGCUGCAGAAUCGGAUACUCUUCUCCUCUUACGCUGUCAGAUCAGUCCAGCAAAAUUAAAAAAGGAAGCAAAGGUGACUGUAGUGUUCUGAAGCCUACACUUAUGGCAGCUGUACCGGAAAUUAUGGACAGAAUUUAUAAGAAUGUUAUGAGUAAAGUUCAAGAGAUGAACUAUUUUCAGAAAACUCUCUUCAAGAUAGGCUAUGACUAUAAGCUGGAACAGAUAAAAAAAGGAUAUGAUGCCCCUUUGUGCAAUUUUCUGCUGUUUAAAAAAGUAAAAGCCCUAUUAGGUGGGAAUGUCCGUAUGAUGCUUUCUGGAGGAGCACCGCUUUCACCACAGACACACCGAUUUAUGAACGUCUGUUUCUGCUGCCCCAUCGGCCAGGGUUAUGGAUUAACCGAAUCUUGCGGGGCUGGAACAGUUACUGAAGUUACUGACUAUAGCACUGGUCGAGUAGGAGCCCCUCUUAUUUGCUGUGAAAUUAAGCUAAAGGACUGGCAAGAAGGAGGCUAUACCAUCCAUGACAAGCCAAACCCCAGGGGUGAAAUCGUAAUCGGUGGGCAGAAUAUUUCCAUGGGCUAUUUUAAAAAUGAAGAAAAAACGGCUGAAGAUUACACUGUGGAUGAAAAUGGACAAAGAUGGUUUUGUACUGGAGAUAUUGGAGAAUUUCACCCUGAUGGAUGUUUACAGAUCAUAGAUCGCAAGAAAGAUUUGGUGAAACUCCAAGCUGGGGAGUACGUGUCUCUGGGCAAAGUGGAGGCUGCCUUGAAAAACUGCCCACUCAUAGAUAAUAUCUGCGCCUAUGCCAAAAGUGACCAGUCGUAUGUGAUCAGUUUUGUGGUUCCUAAUCAAAAAAGGCUGAUGGCCCUAGCCCUGCAGAAAGGGGUAGAGGGAUCUUGGGUAGACAUCUGCAAUGACCCUACCAUGGAAGCAGAGAUACUUAAGGAGAUUAAAGAAGCUGCAAAUACCAUGAAAUUGGAGCGUUUUGAAAUUCCAAUCAAAGUUCGCUUAAGCCCAGAACCUUGGACUCCUGAAACCGGCUUGGUAACUGAUGCUUUCAAGUUGAAAAGGAAAGAGCUGAGGAACCAUUACCUCAACGACAUCGAGAGAAUGUAUGGAGGCAAAUAAAUGUUGGGCCUUUUCUCAAAAAUAGUUGGGCUAUGCCCUCUGCAAUUUGAAAUUUUGGCGUUUUACUUUUGCCUCUGGCUGUUAGACUACACAUAUAGCUAUUACAAUCUAAAGUUAAUCAAAUCAAAACAAAAAGAAAAACCUGAAAAUUCAAAUGGCUGUUGAGUCUCCUUUAACUUUUCUUUGCAUUGUUCUAAUGAAACCUAGAUGGAAGUCUUUUGCCUCUAGCUACUUUAUUGAAUUUUGAUUCUUGACCCCAUCUGAGUUACAAAGCAAAAAUGUAACUCUGCCUAAGGUUCGUUUCUGGUUCCUUAAACCUAGCUAAAGUCGAAGCAAAAUAAAUAGGGUUGGAGUAGAGGAUAAAAUUUGCACUUUCUAGGUUCAGUUGUCUUCCUAACUUAGAAGCUUCCUCCUUACUUGUCAGGCCUGACAGACAGAUCUAUGAUCUCACUACUCUGUGCAGCACCGCCUGGGGGCUUUGACAUCCUUUUCCAACUGUUUAUAUAUGUUAGGUAGUUAUCGAAAAACAACUCAUGGCUAUAGCAUCACAGACAGAUAUAAACGAAAUACCGUAUUCUUGGAAAGAGUGUAUAAGAUAAAGAAUUAAGGUUACAGACAUGCAUUAGUGAUGGUAUCAUCUAUACAUCAUUAUAAUAUUGUGAAUAUUUACAGUGCCUGAAGUUUAAAUUAAGACAAAAAAUGCUACUGAGUAAUAUAUUUAAAGGGAAACUGGAUUGCUUCUUAUUACUGUUUGCGAUCCGAAUUCCAUAACCACAUUCCCUUGACAUUUACAAAUGGCAGGUGCAUUUUUUUUAAGGUUUCUGGCAAAAUGCCUGCCAAUAUAUAUUUAAGUUGAAAACACAGGAUCAAAAGCAAAAUAGUGGAAGGUUACAUCUCAUAUGAAAGACAAUGGCGUCAACAAAUCCUAAGAGUUGUGACCGAUUCACAACACUUAAGAAGAGCUCAUGUUUGCAAUUUGUUUUCACGACUCUGAAGAAUCAAUUUCAAAAUGUACUUCCAUUAAAACAAAUAUAUUUUUUAGGGUUUUCUUAAAAAGUUUUUUCUGUCACUGGUUUGGAUUCUUAGUAUUUUUUCAUUUUGGAAAGUCUUGCAGUUCACCCUAAUUCUAGUAGAUUACAAACAAAUAUAAUAUUUCCUUAGCAAUCUUGUCUGUGUCCUCUGGGUGAGUAACUUGGUUCCGUUUUUGGAAGUUGGUUUUAAAGGGAAGAAAGCACUGUCAUCCUAUUUUUUCCUUUUUUGUGGAAGAAGUUAGAAACUGGAAAUUCUAGGUGUGGGCGUGGGACCGUUCAAUAAGGGUUCAUCUGUUGUUUGUGCUGUAACUUAUUGUGCAUGUGUUUUUGUUUUUUAAAACCCUUAAAAUUUUUUUUGCUCCCUUUUCCGUGCUGGCUGUGUACACUUGAGCUAUAGUUACUGUUUAAAAAAAAAAAGUGAACAUUCUUAAUACUGUUAUACUUUGCACUUUUUUUUCCUUAAUCAUUUUAUGUUGUGUGCAUGUGUGUGUUGCUUACAUUUCUUUAAAAAAAAAAAUGUUGGCCGCCACUACAAGAUAGUUUUCCUUGCUCUAAAAUAUUUAUAUUAUAAAGAAAAGAGAUUCUUCUAUUCAUAAAUAUUUAAAUGUUAUGUAUAUGAUGGUAAAAAGGAAAAUAAUCUGGAAUGAAGGUUUUUGUAAAGAUUUUAUCUGUUUAGUGUUCAGGGAUGUAAAAUGCUGGGCAAAUUGUUUGUGCAAUGAUAUGUGUAUGUGGAUAGUCUCCCAAAUCCCCAGCUCUUCUUUGAUCUGUAAAAUCAACCAUCAUUAGUUACUAAGUGGACAACUCAGCAACCACGACUAUUCAUGGCCCACUGUUUGGGGACUGGCCUUUAGGGACUCUUUUCUUAGACUUGUUAACUUCAUGAUUUUUCUGUCCAUUUUUAAAGCUACCUUUGGAAAUGUGACUUUGGCUAAAUGUAUGUGAUAUUUUCUCAGAUUUUCAUUUCCCUCAUUCUCAUCUCCCUAAAGCUAGAACACUGCCAACUAAUCUAUUGUGUCGACCUUUUAGAUUGAGUAAAUUAACACUUUAGGUGCUGCUAAUUCUUUAUGAAAAUCCAAAUAUCGUUUAAGGGACCAGGGAGAUGCCACUACGCCCCACUUUUUUUUUUUAUCUAAAUGCAUAUUUGUUUACAUACACAGAAAAGUCUUUUCCAUAUGAAUAGUGGCUUUUCAGAGAUUUGAUCUUUGGAGAUUGACCCCAUGUAUUCAAUACAUGUUUAAAUUGCUUACUGUUGAUUUUUUUUUAUGUCAGCUAUUUCACAAAAGCUGUAAUUAAAAAAAAACCAAACCAAACGCAAUUCCAUAGGCAUGAUUCUAAACUGAACCUUUGUGAUUUUGGCUUUCUACACCUGAAAUAUCUCAUCUUGCCUCAGUUUCUACUGUUUAUUGUCAUGACCUUCACCAUAUGUGGAAGUAUAAUUGCAUAUUUUCCAGAGACUAAAUAUAGUUAAAUGAUUCACAAAGUCAGAGUGUUCGUUUCUUUGAUCACGGAGAUGGGUUAGAAUACUUAGCUAAUAUUGUCUCCAUAGAAUAUGUAUGUGAUGUGUUUCUGAAUUAGAAAAAAUAGGAACAGAGAGAAGAUUGUGUUGUUUUCUUGGUCUAAGGGGAAAUGUUUAAUUUUCAAAUAUGCACCUAUUUGUACUUUCUGUUAAAAUGCAUGAUUGCAAAAUCAUUAUUGGGUGUGGUGUGUUGAUUCCUAAUGGAAAGUUUUGUUGUAUUUUUAAAGUUUGCACUCAGAUCUUAAGAAAUAAAUCCAUCCAUAGAACCAGG
This is a messenger RNA of Vombatus ursinus (common wombat), 5162 nucleotides long. It is a transcript of the gene ACSL4, whose product is annotated as acyl-CoA synthetase long chain family member 4. The coding region runs from base 209 to 2344 and encodes 711 amino acids. Gene Ontology annotation, molecular function: arachidonate-CoA ligase activity. Gene Ontology annotation, biological process: long-chain fatty-acyl-CoA metabolic process; neuron differentiation; long-chain fatty acid metabolic process. The transcript is spliced from 15 exons. The record is from RefSeq and is a predicted model, not a curated record. Lineage: Eukaryota; Metazoa; Chordata; Mammalia; Diprotodontia; Vombatidae. Gene Ontology annotation, cellular component: plasma membrane; endoplasmic reticulum; lipid droplet.